This is a messenger RNA of Lolium rigidum, 996 nucleotides long. Its product is annotated as xyloglucan endotransglucosylase/hydrolase protein 31-like. The record is from RefSeq and is a predicted model, not a curated record. Gene Ontology annotation, biological process: carbohydrate metabolic process. NCBI's taxonomy places the organism in Eukaryota, Viridiplantae, Streptophyta, Magnoliopsida, Poales, Poaceae. Gene Ontology annotation, molecular function: hydrolase activity, hydrolyzing O-glycosyl compounds. The coding region runs from base 1 to 912 and encodes 303 amino acids. The transcript has a single exon.
AUGGUUCUCCAUGUUACUCCAGCAGCAGCAGAGCCCAUGUGGAUGGAGGCGCACAUGCCGGGCGCGGCGGCUGUCGCCUGUCCGGCACCACAAAACCCCACCACCUCCAUCCCACUCCUCUGGAGCCUCCUGUCCAUCAUGGCGUCGGAGUGCGAGUCCGGCGACGGCAUGCCGCAGCACGGCCAGCACGAGCACCUACGCCCCGACGGGACGGAGCCGCUGUCCCGCAUCGCCGUGGACUACACCCCGGACGCGUGCCACCACGCGCGGGCCACCGGCGAGAUCCACGUCACCUACGACCACCGCGGCGGCGCGCGGUGGCGCUCCCCCGGCCGCUUCCUCCCGGGCGGCGCCGUGGCGGCCGCCGUCCGCGCGCCCGCGGGGGACACCGCGGGGCUCAACUACAACCUCUACCUCUCCUCCCUGGAGGGGUCCCCGGACAUGGACGAGAUCGACUUCGAGUUCCUCGGCGGCGACAAGCGCGCCGUGCAGACCAACUUCUACGUCGCGGGCGUCGGCGGCAGGGAGAUGGUCCACGCGCUCCCCUUCGACUCCUCCGACGGGUUCCACCACUACGCCGUCGCCUGGGGCGCCGAGGCCAUCGAGUGGCGCGUCGACGGGGAGGUGGUCCGGCGGGAGGAGCGGCCUGAAGGUGAGGGGCAGCCAUGGCCGGAGAAGCCCAUGUUCCUGUACGCGUCCCUGUGGGACGCCAGUGGGAUCGACGAGGGGAGGUGGACCGGCACCUACCACGGCCGCGACGCGCCAUACGUCUGCAGCUACAGAGAUGUCAGGGUGCCCGUCGCGCUUUCACUCGCAGAAGAAGAAGAAUGCCAAGAUGAUGCUAAUGCCGCCGGUACCACCUGCAGCGCUGCUGCUGUGGCGGAGGUGGAUACCGGAGCUGGUGAAGAUUAGAUCCUGGUCAUGUUCUGUCGGUGAAAAUCAGGAAUAAUUUGCUGCCAAGCAAAGUUGUCCUCUUUCUUGGCUGGAUUGGAUGCC